UGCGUCCCCCAGGCCAGCGGCCUCCGAUAGCUGUCCGCCUCAGAGCGUGGGCGCCAUAGCUCCAACUACCCGGCGCUUGCCGGAGCCGCGUGCUCGCCCCUCCAGCUCCUUCCGUCCGCGGCUUGCGGGGUUGCUGUGCAGUGCCCCAUGGAGAGCGAGGCGCGGUCCGGGCAAGGCGGGGCUGCCCGGGAAUCCUGGGCCACCUUAGUCCGUGGAGGGGGCGGUGAGGUUUCGGAGGCCCGUGGGGAGGCGGGCGCCUGGGGCGAGGCGUGGGCGCCACAGGCCCUAGGUGCGGGCGGCAUGGUUGCAGAAUCUGUGCAGGAGGCUGAGACUCGGCAGGGCAGUGGCGAGGCCGUCCGGGGGGAGGAGUUGGUGUUCGUGGUGGAGGAUAUCAUGGCGGUGGUGGAGGUCGUGGCCGUGGAAGACGAGGAGGUGACUCAAGCGGAGCAGGACGAGAAGCUGCAGGAGCUGCCGCAGGAAGAGCCAGUGCUGGGUCCCGAGCCAGCUGGGGACCCACUGGCCGCGCUGGAGCUUGUUCAGGUGGCGCUCAGCUCUGUGGACGCCCAAGCUACCAGGGCCUACGUGCGGCUCAAGCGCAGGAGGAAUCAGAAGCGGAGUUCUCACCUGGCUCGCCGUAGGGCCAUCAUCCAGUGCAUCCCUGGCUUCUGGGCCCAGGCCAUCCUGAAUCACCCCAAGAUAUCAGCCGUGAUGGGUGAACAGGACAGUGACAUGCUCAGCUACCUGACCAAUUUGGAGGUGGAGGAAUUGUGCCGUCCCAAGUACCGCUGUAGGUUGAUGUUUUUCUUUGAGAACAACCCCUACUUCCUGAACAAAGUGAUCAUUAAGGAGUAUCAUCUUAGCAUUGCCGGCUAUAGGGCGUCUCGUUCCACUCCAGUGCAGUGGUUCUGGGACUUUGAACGUGGAGCUCCCAGGCGCAGGCACGACACCACCAGCCUUAACUUCUUCAACUGGUUGUGUGACCCCUGCUAUCCAGGGUCUCACAGGAUCGCUGAGGUGGGGCCCCUGCGGCAUUCGUCAGCCGGAGUGAUACCCGAGCCCCAGCUGCUGGGGAAUGGGGCCCGGGCCCCGUGCCCAGCUCCCCUCUUUCCCCUACCAGGUCAUCAUCGAGGACCUGUGGCCCAAUCCCCUGCAGUACUACCCGAGGCAGGAAGGCAGCCCAAGGGAAUGAAGUGAAAGGAGGGCCUGUCGCUGUGUGGACGUGUAAACCGCACAGCAUCCGAAUCUGACCAACAAGAAGCCGUCGAGGAGGCCUCCACCGCUGUGAGAGAUGUGUGGACGAAUCUACGUGGUGCUCUGCCUGCACAGGACAGAAUUGGGGGAAAGCAUCACCAGUGGCAGCUCUGGAGAGUAUGCAGCACCUAUCUAGGGAAGGCGAGAGAGACAUA
This is a messenger RNA of Zalophus californianus (California sea lion), 1406 nucleotides long. Its product is annotated as testis-specific Y-encoded protein 1-like. Bases 148 to 1194 code for a protein of 348 amino acids. The transcript has 5 exons. Lineage: Eukaryota; Metazoa; Chordata; Mammalia; Carnivora; Otariidae. Gene Ontology annotation, biological process: nucleosome assembly. Gene Ontology annotation, molecular function: histone binding; chromatin binding. Gene Ontology annotation, cellular component: nucleus; chromatin. The record is from RefSeq and is a predicted model, not a curated record.